CGGGCCGGGCGGCGGCAGCUGCGCGCACCGGAGCAGAGCUGAAGGAAGUGCUGCCCGUGCCCUGUCAUGAUGCCUUUCGGGGGAAUUGCUGCCCAGCUGCAGAGGAACCGCCUGAAAGCAGAAGGAGUCGGCCAACACCAUAAUGCCAUCAAGUACCUUAACCAGGACUAUGAGGCCCUCAAGCAGCAGUGUCUGGAGAGCGGUACCCUCUUUAGGGACCCCCAGUUUCCAGCAUCCCCCUCUGCCCUUGGCUUCAAGGAGCUGGGGCCACACUCCAGCAAGACGAGGGGGGUGGAGUGGAAGCGUCCUUCCGAGUUAGUGGAUGACCCUCAGUUCAUUGUGGGCGGUGCAACACGGACAGAUAUCUGCCAGGGGGCUCUGGGUGACUGCUGGCUGCUGGCUGCCAUUGCCUCCCUCACACUCAAUGAGGAGCUCCUGCACCGCGUGGUGCCCCACGGGCAGAGCUUCCAGGAGGAUUAUGCUGGCAUCUUCCACUUCCAGAUCUGGCAGUUUGGUGAGUGGGUGGACGUGGUGGUUGAUGACCAGCUGCCCACCAAGGAUGGGGAGCUCCUGUUUGUGCAUUCAGCAGAGUGCACUGAGUUCUGGAGUGCUCUGCUGGAGAAGGCCUAUGCCAAGCUGAAUGGCUGCUACGAGUCGCUGUCCGGGGGCAGCACCACUGAGGGCUUUGAGGACUUCACUGGUGGUGUGGCAGAGAUGUAUGACCUCAAACGGCCGCCACGCAACUUGGGCCACAUCAUCCGCAAGGCAUUGGAGAGAGGGUCCCUGCUGGGCUGCUCCAUUGACAUCACAAGUGCUUUUGACAUGGAAGCAGUGACCUUCAAGAAGCUGGUGAAGGGCCAUGCCUAUUCUGUCACAGCCUUCAGAGAUGUGAUUUACCGGGGUCAGCAGGAACAGCUCAUCCGCAUCAGGAAUCCCUGGGGUCAGGUSGAGUGGACCGGAGCCUGGAGCGAUGGUUCCUCUGAGUGGAACUACAUUGACCCCAGUGACAGAGAAGACCUACAGUUGAAGAUGGAGGAUGGAGAGUUCUGGAUGUCUUUCCGGGACUUCAUGAGAGAGUUCUCCAGGUUGGAGAUCUGUAACCUAACCCCUGAUGCCCUCACCAAGGAUGAGCUGAGCAGGUGGCACACACAGGUGUUUGAGGGCACAUGGCGCCGUGGCAGCACAGCCGGGGGCUGCAGGAAUCACCCAGCCACAUUUUGGAUCAACCCCCAGUUCAAAAUCAAGCUGUUGGAAGAGGAUGAUGACCCUGGGGAUGACGAGGUAGCCUGCAGCUUCCUCGUGGCCCUGAUGCAGAAGCAUCGUCGGAGGGAGCGGCGAGUGGGUGGUGACAUGCACACCAUCGGCUUCGCCGUCUAUGAGGUCCCUGAAGAGGCUCAGGGCUGCCAAAAUGUGCACAUGAAGAAAGACUUCUUCCUGCGAAACCAGUCACGGGCACGAUCCGAGACCUUCAUCAACCUGCGGGAGGUGAGCAACCAGAUCCGGUUGCCUCCGGGAGAGUACAUCAUCGUGCCCUCCACCUUUGAGCCACACAAGGAGGCUGACUUCGUCUUGCGAGUCUUCACUGAGAAGCAGUCGGACACAGAGGAGCUGGAYGAGGAGAUCUCGGCUGAUCUGGGGGAUGAGGAGGAAAUUUCUGAAGAUGACAUAGAAGAUGGCUUCAAGAAUAUGUUCCAGCAGCUGGCAGGGGAGGACAUGGAAAUCAGUGUCUUUGAGCUCAAGACUAUCCUGAACAGAGUCAUUGCUAGGCACAAAGAUCUGAAGACAGAUGGAUUCAGCCUGGAUUCUUGCCGCAAUAUGGUCAAUCUGAUGGAUAAAGAUGGCAGUGCCCGCCUUGGGCUGGUGGAGUUCCAGAUCCUCUGGAACAAGAUCCGGAGCUGGCUGAACAUCUUCCGUCAGCACGACCUGGAUAAAUCAGGCACCAUGAGCUCCUACGAAAUGCGCAUGGCUCUGGAGUCGGCAGGUUUCAAGCUGAACAAUAAGCUGCAUCAGGUGGUGGUGGCUCGCUAUGCAGACCCCAACAUGGGUGUGGACUUUGACAACUUCGUCUGCUGCCUGGUCAAGCUAGAGGCCAUGUUCAGGUUCUUCCGCAGCAUGGACCCUGAGGGCACCGGCACUGCGGUGAUGAACAUCUCUGAGUGGCUGUUGCUGACGAUGUGCGGCUAAGAGCCACCACAGAUGCACUGCAGCUAGGCCACCCCAGCGGGCCCGGCCCAAUCCAAGUGCCUCCCCUUGGAUCCAUGGACACAGGAAACUUUUACCCUACCUUGCUCCACCUACCAGCCUUGCCCUGCCUCUCAGCAAGACUUACUCUGCAGUCUCCUGUGGACUGUCUUGAAGGGUUCAAGGCAGGCAGGGGCUGCUCUUCUCUUCUUCUGGGCUGGGCUGCUUUUUCACUCUUCCCCCUCCUCUAUCCCCACCCCAGAAGCAAGGAGGGCAGGCAGCAUGGGAGCACUUGUGCAUCACUGUACCUGGCUUUUUAGCAACCAUGGUGGAGGCAAGUGAAGGAGCAGGCUCAAGUGUGGCUGCAGAACAGGAAGCAGGUGGACCUUUGGGGAGACAUUGUGGGGUGAGGGGGGAGAUGACUGGUGUUGCUAGCUCCAGCGCUGUCCCAUUGCUGCUGAUACCUGCAUGCUGGGACCAUCACUAGGUAUUACACCACUCCAGUGGAAGAGAGUGCAGGCCAGGGCGAGGAGGAAGGUCUGUACUCUUAGCCCGCCAUUGCCACUAAGCGCUCUCUAAAAGGUAAGCAUAACCAAAGUGUGGCGUCCACGGUGGAUCAGGACACCAGCAGUUGGUUCCUCAUCCUCCAGACUCCAUUUGUGUGGCCUUGAACACAUGCCUCGCAUAUCCAUGGCCCCUUUCUUUACGCCAAUUUAAGCACUGAAUGUUUCGAGGGCUCUCCUGUUAUGUGAUCAUAUGACACCCCUACGCACAAUGCAGUGGACGUUUCUUCCCAUGCAAGCCCCGGAGUGCCACCACUCUAGUGCCAUUGCUUUCCCCAGCAGCAGGUUCCCCUCCUCUCCUGCUGAGGCCAGCACUGGAGCUAUGGUGAGCACUUGGCCCUGCCCUUCCCUCUUCCCUCCUGUCACUCUGCCCACUCACAGCCCUUGGCAAGGCCAGGGCAGGGUCUGGUACCUGCCAUGGAGCAGAGGGGAGCUCUGCUCAGCAGAAAGGAAUGGGUAGAUUUCUACUGUUCACAAAUGUUUCAAUCCUUUACACUAUCAUCACCUGCUGCUGUACUGCCCUGCUCCCUUGGGCCACUGAGCAAACUGACUUGCACUUUCCUGCACUCCUCCAUUCCCAUCACCUUUUUUUCCUGUGGUAAGGGGGUGGCUCUAGCUUGGCUGUGGGUAAAGGGCCCUCCUUUGCCCUAUAAGAUGUAGGCAAGACAUUUUGUCUGUUCCAUGCCCUUGCCCUUGC
Messenger RNA from Nothoprocta perdicaria, 3441 nucleotides. RefSeq names its product calpain 11 (gene CAPN11). The record is from RefSeq and is a predicted model, not a curated record. Gene Ontology annotation, molecular function: calcium-dependent cysteine-type endopeptidase activity; calcium ion binding. The transcript is spliced from 22 exons. Gene Ontology annotation, cellular component: cytoplasm. NCBI's taxonomy places the organism in Eukaryota, Metazoa, Chordata, Aves, Tinamiformes, Tinamidae. Gene Ontology annotation, biological process: proteolysis. The coding region runs from base 67 to 2184 and encodes 705 amino acids.